AUGACAAUUUGACAUUCUUUCAUUGAAAGUUUAUUGUAUUGAUCGCGCCUCAAAAUAUUUUGGAAAAUUCCUAUCUAACAUAGAUUUAUUAUGAAAAGAACUUCUGUUAUAAAAUUACCGUAACUACAGCGUCCAAAGAUGUUGCCACGACAGUAUUACAGCGAACAAGACAUAAGAAAACGCCAAAUCGACACGUUAAAGAUAUUCAACGAUCAUGUGACUGAAGUCAACGAAAACUCGGAAUACAGAGUGGAAUUUGUGGCUGACGGCAAAAAUAUGAGCUUGUUAGUGAUAUUAGGACCUGAUUUCCCUAAUGAGAAGCCUUCAAUCUUCGUUAAUCCGCCAAUACCUCAUCCUUGGAUCGGAGAAAAUUCGAAUCAAGUUGUUGGUGCUCCUGGAUUGGUAAAUUACACUCUACAUUCAGAUUUAGGUCGUGUAGUCCAAGCGAUUAUUAGAGAGUUUCAGAAAUCAAUGCCAAAGUUUUCUAAUUCUGAUGAUGUAUCCAGAAGUAAUGAUGUGAGUCCGCAGUCAAACUAUAGCGGUCAGUCGUUGAUGUUUCCGGAGUUAAAUGAUUUUUGUAUUGAGGAGUUGCAGGAGAUUUUGCAGAACACUGAUUUACAGGAUAAAAUAAUAGAAGUAAACCCCCAACUAGUAGAAAUAGACCUUGAAACCGAAGAAUUAAUGACCAGUAUCGAACGAAUAGCCCAAGAGAAUAUUGCUAAGCAACAGGCGCUUGAUGAUUUGAAGACUGAAGUGAUCGACCGUAUAUCAACUAUCGUUCAAAUGAAAAUGAACUUUGAAGAACUGAAUAGAAAACAUAUGAAGCUAGCGGAGAUGUAUGAUCCUCAUCGGAUUAGGGAUUGUUUGAAGGAAGCUGCGUUGAAGGCUGACGAAGAAUCAGAAGUUAUUGCGGAGCAGUUUUUGACAGGUCAAAUGCCAGUUGAGACUUUCAUAGCGAAAUUCGCAGAGAAACGGGGUCUUGGCCAAGCAAGACGCGCUCGGGAAGAAAGGAUCGCUCACCAACUGGCACAACUAGACAGAGCCACAACCAAAAGCUAGAAAAAAAACACAUUCCAUUUGACAGCUGUCAAAAUUCCCGCCAAUAUUGAUCAAAUAUGGCGUCGUUUAUAUUGUGCUUUCUUGUUGAAUUUUGUGAUCGCGUAUUUAUUAAUGAGUAGGUUUAGAUGCUAGCAUAUUAAGGUGCCUGUCGCUUUCAUUUGGCCUGUGGACCUGCAGUCUUCUACCGGCCAAUCUGGAAGGUAUUGGGCGAGGCGUAUUUGAGGCAUUGGAGAAGAGUCUUGUAGCUCAUAUGAUGAUUAUGAGGAUGAUGAUCACACUAAGCUGGUUAACACUCGGAUGCUGUAAAGAUUCAACCUUUUAAUACCCAAAAAGGUUGACAUAACUGCAAAGAUACUUAUCGUUUUCUUUUACUUAAAAUAGGAGGCAAACGAGCGGGCUGGACUCCUGUGUGUAACUGAUUUUUCUUAGACUGCCUCGUUGGCCGAGUGGUCACAAGUGGCGACUACCGGGCAAAAGGUCUCGGGUUUGAUUUCCGGG
This is a messenger RNA of Spodoptera litura, 1557 nucleotides long. Its product is annotated as Vacuolar protein sorting 37A. NCBI's taxonomy places the organism in Eukaryota, Metazoa, Arthropoda, Insecta, Lepidoptera, Noctuidae. The record is from RefSeq and is a predicted model, not a curated record. Gene Ontology annotation, biological process: protein targeting to vacuole; ubiquitin-dependent protein catabolic process via the multivesicular body sorting pathway; protein targeting to membrane. Gene Ontology annotation, cellular component: ESCRT I complex.